Molecule: messenger RNA, 948 nt
Organism: Aspergillus versicolor CBS 583.65
Lineage: Eukaryota; Fungi; Ascomycota; Eurotiomycetes; Eurotiales; Aspergillaceae
Exons: 4
Coding region: 1-948 (315 amino acids)
Cellular component (GO): catalytic step 2 spliceosome
Source: RefSeq, a predicted model, not a curated record
AUGGCAGAAGGAAUUUUAUCCUCUGCUGUGAUCAUCCCCGAUCAAGAUAGCGUCAUUCCCUCCCCAGAACACGGCGCGAAGCGAAGACAAUCCUCAACCGCAGACCCGGAUUCAGACAUCAAACGCCGCCGUCUGAGCGCUCAGGAUGAUAACCAAGACUCCGGACAACCUCCCGUUCGCAGACCAUCGACUCCACAGACAGGCGCUCAAGACCCGGAACGAAGACGUAAUCAUCGGGACGAAGAACGAAAACGCGGACAGCGGUUAUUUGGUUCUCUACUAGGAACACUCUCGCAGAGCUCCAAUUCGGCGGCGCAACGACGGCGGGCGGAUAUAGAGCGGAAGCAGCAGGAUAAACUCAAACUACAAGAUGAGGAAUACGGGGAGCUGAAGAAGAAGAGGCGAGAGGACCGGGUUGCGCUACGGAAGAAAGAGCAGAAGCUUUAUGAGAAAGAGAUGAUGCAUACCCGUCACACGAAUCUUCUGGCCACGGCUCACUUCCUGAAAACGAAGUCAGAGCCCGUACUGUACUAUAAGCCAUGGCAGCUCCGAUCUAAGGACGAAGAUAUUAUACAAGAUCAAGUACGGGAAGCAGAGGCGACAAUCGCACGAGAAGUGGAGGAAUUCGAUGCGCGCAGCAAAGAAGAAGAACAACCAGAGAAACCAGACACAGAGAAGCCCAGCGACACGAAGCCGGACCGGUCUGAAGAGCAGAGACCAGAACCACCCAAGUCUGAUGAAAAUGCUCAGGAUGAGCAGUCCAAAGAGAACAGGGACGCAGUAACAACUGAAACCAGCCACGAGAAGGGCACAGAAGGGACUAAACCUGAGGGUCCUCCCCUACCUAGCGAUGACGUACCGACGACUACAAAUCAAGAUGUCCAUCGAGGAGCUGAGGAUGACGGCGGGGAAGUUGUGGAAGACAAUGAAGAUACGGUGAUUUACUGA